AUGGCCAAUUCCACCAUGGUGAUGGAGUUUCUCCUUGAGGAUUUUGCUAACAAAUGGGAACUAAGGUUCCUGCACUUCUUGUCAUUUCUUCUGAUGUAUUUGGCCACCCUGAUAGGAAAUCUACUCAUCCUCAUCGCUACCACAUUUGACCAGAACCUCCACACACCCAUGUACUUUUUCCUCAGAAACCUCUCCAUCUUAGAUGUGUCUUAUGUUUCUGUCACUGUCCCCAAUGGUUGUAUCAACUCUCUAACUAAAAACAGGUCUAUAUCUGUAGCUGGGUGUGGGACACAGAUCUUCCUAGUCAUUUAUUGUGCUUAUGUAGAACUUCUAUUCCUGACAAUCAUGGCCCAUGAUCGCUAUGUGGCCAUUUGCAAGCCUCUCUACUACCCAGUCAUCAUGAACUACCAGUUCUGUCUCCAGAUGACACUGGUCUCCUUGUUAAGUGGCCUCAUCUAUGCAGGGGUGCACACAGGCAGCACAUUCCGGCUGUCCUUCUGUCAGUCCAAUGUGGUCCACCAGUUUUUCUGUGACAUCCCCUCUCUGUUGAGGCUCUCCUGCUCUGACACCUUCAGUAAUUUGCUCCUACUUAUUAUAUCUAUUAUUGUGGUUUGUGGUGGCAGUUUUAUCUGUAUCACCAUGUCAUACAUUCACAUACUUUCCACUGUGCUGAAGUUUCCAACCAGAGAAAGAGGAAAAGCAUUUUCUACCUGUGUUCCUCACAUUAUUGUGGUACUUGUCUUCCUUAUUUCUGGCAGCUAUGUGUACCUAAAGCCUUCAACUGCAUCUGAAACUUUUCAGGAAAUGUUUUUUUCAGUAUUUUACACCAUAGUUCCUCCUUUCUUGAAUCCUGUCAUCUAUAGUCUUAGAAACAAACAGGUAAAGGAGGCUGUAAAGAAAAUAUUAUUAAAAUUUCACCUAAGAAAAUAA
Messenger RNA from Erinaceus europaeus (western European hedgehog), 930 nucleotides. Its product is annotated as olfactory receptor 14C36-like. The transcript has a single exon. Lineage: Eukaryota; Metazoa; Chordata; Mammalia; Eulipotyphla; Erinaceidae. The record is from RefSeq and is a predicted model, not a curated record. Bases 1 to 930 code for a protein of 309 amino acids. Gene Ontology annotation, molecular function: G protein-coupled receptor activity; olfactory receptor activity. Gene Ontology annotation, cellular component: membrane. Gene Ontology annotation, biological process: G protein-coupled receptor signaling pathway.